AUGGUGACCCUGUCAGGCAAAUUCUCACGCUGGAUAUCGUCCAACACAGUCGAUGAAGAAAUGCACUACAUGCCAUUUGCUCAAGAUUAUGGACCCCUGAAUCUCGCUUAUACCUUCAAAGCGUGUCUGAUGAUUCAUGAGAAGUACAGAGUGAACAAGCUCAAGACAGUCUGCGUGUACACCUUACCAAACUCUAGGCGCAAAGCCAACAUUGCCCUUAUGGUCUCCCUGUACUUUCUCAUCGUAUGGCAUUGGCAGCCGUCCGCUGCGUUUGCCCCGCUUGCUCAUAUGGAGUUCAGACUAUUCAGAGAUGCCAGCAGCGGCCAAAUGGACUUUGGUCUCUCUAUCCAGGACAUACUCUGGGGCGUCUACAAGGCGAUCAAUUUCGAUUUGUUGGAUCUAGAACACUUUGAUCCUCGCUAUUAUCGGUACUAUGAGACAGUCGACAACGGUGAUCUCAACAUCCUCGGUCCUUUCAUCCCCUUCGCAUCGCCGAUGGAUCCCAAAUGGAUCGAAGCGUCUCGGUCUGAAAAGAACAAACAUGCAGAGGACAUCGACAAGGCAGCCUCUCUUACAAAGAGUCUGAUUGAAACUGCACAAAAUCGGAGACACGCAUACAGAUGUAUUCUGGAGGUAUUCCAGGAACAGCUAGUUGGGCUCGUAGUCAGACUCAAUGAGGACCUAUACGAUCGAAAGACCUUCCUAGAAUUCGGAAUGGAACACGUCGAUCUGUACUUUGACGAUGGUUCCAAUCCGACAGACGAGAUCGUCGAGCGAUUCAUCGGAAUGGCCGAAGAAUUCAUCGAGAGACGUAGGCAGAAAGUGGCGGUACACUGCAAAGCUGGCCUUGGAAGGACCGGCGUACUCAUCGGAGCGUACUUGAUAUACAAGUAUCAGUUCACCGCCACGGAAGUUAUCGGCUACAUGCGCCUCGUGCGACCUGGCAUGGUCGUUGGACCCCAGCAGCAGUACAUGGUGGAGAAUCAGAUGAAGUGGGCCGGCUGG
Kockovaella imperatae is the source of this 1005-nucleotide messenger RNA. RefSeq names its product protein-tyrosine phosphatase-like protein. The transcript has 7 exons. Gene Ontology annotation, biological process: protein dephosphorylation; regulation of exit from mitosis; positive regulation of cytokinesis. Gene Ontology annotation, molecular function: protein serine/threonine phosphatase activity; protein tyrosine/serine/threonine phosphatase activity. The annotation marks the transcript as partial. Gene Ontology annotation, cellular component: spindle pole; nucleolus; mitotic spindle. The record is from RefSeq and is a predicted model, not a curated record. NCBI's taxonomy places the organism in Eukaryota, Fungi, Basidiomycota, Tremellomycetes, Tremellales, Cuniculitremaceae.